This is a messenger RNA of Tripterygium wilfordii, 1884 nucleotides long. Its product is annotated as protein EARLY-RESPONSIVE TO DEHYDRATION 7, chloroplastic-like. Lineage: Eukaryota; Viridiplantae; Streptophyta; Magnoliopsida; Celastrales; Celastraceae. Gene Ontology annotation, cellular component: plasma membrane. The record is from RefSeq and is a predicted model, not a curated record. Bases 180 to 1595 code for a protein of 471 amino acids. The transcript is spliced from 4 exons.
GAUACAGUUGAAACUACAAUCCCAACGCGGGACCAUCGCCCGGGGGGCCACGUGUCUCGAUCUCUUCCAAUCCUCCGACCCACCUUCUACGCCUCUUCGGCGAUGGUGAUUCUUGCUCUCUUUAUUUCCUCUCCUUUUUUCUUCCUCUUCUCCUUCGUCUGCGCUUCUAAGCAACUGAAAUGGCGUCUCAGAACCAUAAUCCUCCCAAAACGACGUCACUUUACCCGGACGUGAUCCAAUCAAACACGGACGCCUCAAUCCAUUAUUCCUCAUCUUCCUCCUACUCCAACCUUUACCCUACAAUCGACCCGCAGGACCUCGUCGAGAACCUAUUCCCUGAAAACAUCCAUUAUAGAAUCCCCAACGAAGACCCACACUCGCCCUCAGCACCACCAGAGGCGACGGAGGAGCUCUUAAUCAGAAUCCCUGGCGCCAUUGUUCACCUUAUUGACAGAUCCUACAGUGUUGAGCUUGCUUGCGGAGAUCUGUCGAUUGUACUCCUCCGCCAGGAUGGUAACGUCGUUGCUGUCCUCGCUCGUGUUGCUGACGAGAUCCAGUGGCCGUUGGCGAAGGACGAGGCAGCCGUUAAACUCGACGGUUCGCAUUACUUCUUCUCCCUUCGCUUGCCUAAAGAUCACGGAUCGGGAUCUGAUUCCAGCGACGACGAUGGAAAGCGUAAGAAGAGCAAGAAGAAGAAAGAGAAGAAAAAAAAGGACGAGUCGGAUGGUGAUAUCUUGAAUUACGGAUUGACAAUUGCGUCAAAGGGGCAGGAGGGACUGUUGAAGGAAUUGGAUGAGAUUCUGCAGUACUACAGCUGCUUUUCAAUCCAGAAGGUGUCGGAGAAGGCGAAGGAGUUGGAUGAUUCGGUAGCAAAGGAGAUGACACCAGCGGACUUGAAGACUGGGGAGAAGAAAGUGAUAAUGGAGGGGAAGUGUGCUGCAUACUGGACCACGCUAGCGCCCAAUGUGGAGGAUUACAGUGGCACUGCAGCAAAGCUGAUUGCUUCUGGUUCAGGGCAAUUGAUAAAGGGUAUUUUGUGGUGUGGAGAUGUGACAAUGGAUAGGUUGAAGUGGGGAAAUGAGGUUCUGAAGAAGAGGAUUGGCCCCAAGGAGAAUGCCGAGAUCAAUCCAGAUACUUUGAAGAGGAUUAAAAGGGUUAAGAGAAUGACUAAAAUGACAGAGAAAGUAGCAAAUGGAGUCCUCUCUGGGGUUGUGAAAGUAUCUGGAAUCUUCACAGGUUCUGUUGCAAACUCAAAAUUGGGCAAAAAGUUUUUUGGCCUCCUUCCCGGGGAAAUUGUCCUUGCAUCCCUGGAUGGAUUUAACAAGGUGUGUGAUGCUGUUGAAGUAGCAGGAAAGAACGUUAUGUCAACAUCAUCCACCGUAACAACUGAUCUCGUCUCCCACAGGUAUGGGGAAAAAGCGGCAGACGCUACUAAUCAAGGGCUUGAUGCAGCAGGGCAUGCUAUGGGCACUGCAUGGGCUGCAUUUAAGCUCAGAAAGGCACUUAACCCAAAGAGUGUUAUAAAACCCUCCACUCUAGCCAAGUCUGCUGCAAAAACUGCUGCUGCUGAGUACAAGGCUAAGAGUUCCAAGUAAUAGCUGAUUGGCAUUGUGCUUCUAAAAUCCAGAUUAGUAUUAGUUGAGCCAUCACAAGUAGGUACCGCCCCCUCUCUCCCCUAAAGUCAUGCUUAUAUAUGGGAGUUGCUAUUUGUUGUUGUAGAUAUCAAUAAAAUCUAUCGAGAUGUUCUUUGUAACUGAUUUUAUGGACAUUUUUUUAAUUGAACUGGUACUCAUGAAUUGGGUCAUAGAACUUCGUUUCAACAUGUAGUCGUAAGUUGGUGGAAAAUCUGUUGUUAUGAUUUAAAAAAAAAACCCCUUUUCCCCA